Oreochromis aureus is the source of this 1666-nucleotide messenger RNA. It is a transcript of the gene sike1, whose product is annotated as suppressor of IKBKE 1. The transcript is spliced from 6 exons. NCBI's taxonomy places the organism in Eukaryota, Metazoa, Chordata, Actinopteri, Cichliformes, Cichlidae. The record is from RefSeq and is a predicted model, not a curated record. The coding region runs from base 251 to 892 and encodes 213 amino acids.
AAAGUAGGAGGAGAAGAAGAAGAAGACGACGAAGAAGAAGAAGGAAGUGUCGCUAACACUUUAGUUUUACACGGAAACGUCAGUUUCUGAAGCAGUAAUAUUCUAGUAAUGUAGUAAUAUUUUGAUCUGGGUGUCUGGUACUUGCCUUGUCUGCCGACACAACAUUAACGUUAAGUAGCGAAACAGUAAGGAUAUUUAUGUUUCUAUAAUGGCACCAAGCUGCCUCGGCUAAGGUUAUAUAGCCCAGUAAAUGGCCUGCACUUUAGAAAAAGUGCUGGCCGAUACUCGGACCCUUCUCGAGAGGCUAAAAGAGCACGACACAGCCGCCGAGGGACUGAUAGAGCAGUCCGAGGCCCUAAAUCAGAGAGUGCAGGGCAUGAGAGAGGUGGGAAAUGCUCUGCCAGACAAGCACACAGAUGACAGUUCAGAGAUACAGGAGCUCACGAAAUACAAACCUCAUGUCCUUCUGACUCAGGAAAACACUCAAAUCAAGGAACUGCAGCGGGAGAAUAAAGAACUAUGGCUGUCUCUUGAAGAACACCAGUACGCACUGGAGUUGAUCAUGUGUCGGUAUCGCAAGCAUGUGCUCCAGUUGAUGAUGGCAAAGAAGGAGCUGGACACCAAACCUGUGCUCAGCCUCCAUGAGGACCAUGCCAAAGAAGUGCAGAGCCAAGUGGAGCGGAUAUGCGAGAUGGGCCAGGUGAUGAGAAGAGCAGUGCAGGUGGAUGAUAAGCACUAUUGCUGUGUUCGAGAGAGGCUCGCUCAGCUAGAGAUUGAGAACAAGGAGCUGCGUGAUCUCCUGGAAAUCAGCAAGAGCUCUGUGAAGACAACUAGCCAGUCACUAGCAGCAGAAGAAGGAGAAGAGUCUCCUCUGCCGGGGUCCACCGAGUGACCUGAAGUACAGCUGGGAUAAAGUUCCACAGAACCAGGAGAGGGGGCUGAUUGUGUCUUCACCUGUGUUCACCACCACAUUAUAGAUAUUGUUAUUUUAAUUUUAUUUUUUUACAUGUAAUGAAAUGCAGUCCAGCAUGAGGUUAUCACUCACAAUACACAUGUACUGCAGCAAAGGCAGUAAACGCAAAGGGGAUUUCUUUAGUUUUUAGCCAAAGACACUUUUAUUCUCCAAGGAUACAGUUUCUACCUCUUUGGUGCCCCUUUGCUGUUCACACACACAAACUUUCAGAGUGAGUAAAGCACCCAAAACCAGCCCAACCUUUGAGUUCACUUGAAAUCUAUUAAUAAGCCAACUUGUAGUCCACACCAUAUAAGAAGCUGUGCUUGCUGCCAAUAAGAUAACUUUUGGCUGUUUUAAACUUUGCCUGCUGAGGAGUAGCAGUGGAACCUUUGUUGUGAUGUUUUGGGUUUGAUAUGGUUGAUUGUCUCAAUAUAAAACAUGGUUUUCAUGUUUUGGUACCUUAAUUCUGUGUGUUAGACACAAGUUGUACAGUUUGCCGAUUCAGAGUAUUGCGUACCAGCUAAUGGCACAUCUUUGUUAGUGAGAACACUUUCAAACAUGCCAGGGUUUUUUGUGUAAUGGAUACCAUGUUUGUACACUGUAUGUUGUCAGAAACUGUAUUUUGUCGUCUUAGGAAAUCAUGUUAGAUGACUUCACGACAGUGUACUGAUUUGUGUCAAAUUAAACUCAGAAAGUUUGCUAUACAUAAAA